AUGGAGGAAAUAGGUAUAGAUUUCAAACUCGAGGACCCCACUCUCCCAUCUCAAAUAUCGGAGAAACAAGCUCUACUCAACUCGUUGCCUACGAGCGACGAAGAGCUUUAUAGUACUUGGAAGAAGCUGGAGGGUCAUAGAGAGUUCCUGGAAUUGCAAGAGGAAUAUAUCAGAGAUGAAACUCAAAACUUACGAAGAGAAUUGCUCAGAGCGCAGGAGGAGGUGAAGAGGAUUCAAAGUGUUCCUUUAGUCAUUGGACAAUUCUUGGAACCUGUUGAUGAGAGGCGGGGUAUCGUCGGAUCGACUACUGGUUCAAACUACGUAGUUCGAAUUCUCUCUACUCUCGAUCGAGAAUUACUCAAACCAUCUUCUUCCGUCGCUUUACACCGACACUCCAACGCUUUAGUAGACAUCUUACCUCCCGAAGCGGACUCUUCCAUUGCGAUGUUAGGGGCGGAUGAGAAACCCGAUGUGAAAUAUAGUGACAUUGGUGGAUUGGAUAGUCAAAAGCAGGAAAUAAGAGAAGCAGUUGAAUUACCUUUAAUCCAAAUGGAUUUAUAUAGGAAAAUUGGUAUAGAUCCCCCUAGAGGUGUAUUACUCUAUGGUCCACCAGGUACUGGUAAGACGAUGUUGGUGAAGGCUGUUGCCAAUUCCACUUCUGCUUCGUUCAUCAGAGUGGUUGGUUCGGAGUUUGUACAGAAAUACCUGGGUGAAGGUCCCCGUAUGGUUCGAGAUGUCUUCCGACUCGCUCGGGAGAAUUCCCCAUGUAUCAUCUUCAUCGAUGAGGUGGAUGCCAUCGCAACGAAACGGUUCGACGCCCAGACUGGUUCAGAUAGAGAAGUACAGCGUAUCUUAUUGGAGCUGUUGAAUCAAAUGGAUGGUUUCGAUCAACAAACUACUGUUAAGGUUAUCAUGGCUACCAACCGAGCUGAUACGCUCGAUCCAGCUUUACUUCGUCCGGGUCGAUUAGAUAGGAAGAUCGAAAUGCCCUUACCAUCCAGAAGAGAACGAAGAUUGAUCUUCCAAACUGUCACUUCGAAGAUGAACCUUGGUCCGGAUGUAGAUUUGGAAGACUAUGUCUCUCGACCUGAUCAAUUGAGCUCAGCUCAGAUCGCAUCCAUCUGCCAAUCGGCGGGUCUUCAAGCUGUGAGGAAGAAUCGAUACGUCAUUUUACCGGUUGACUUUGAGGAAGCUUGGAAGGGAGUUGUCAAGAAGUCUGAUGAAACUCAUGAGUUCUUGUAUAUCUCAUCCCUUUGCAUGCAACAACAAUGA
Messenger RNA from Kwoniella botswanensis, 1272 nucleotides. RefSeq names its product 26S protease regulatory subunit 6B. The coding region runs from base 1 to 1272 and encodes 423 amino acids. Gene Ontology annotation, molecular function: ATP binding; ATP hydrolysis activity; proteasome-activating activity. The transcript is spliced from 11 exons. Gene Ontology annotation, biological process: proteasome-mediated ubiquitin-dependent protein catabolic process. Gene Ontology annotation, cellular component: proteasome regulatory particle, base subcomplex. Lineage: Eukaryota; Fungi; Basidiomycota; Tremellomycetes; Tremellales; Cryptococcaceae. The record is from RefSeq and is a predicted model, not a curated record.